This is a messenger RNA of Aspergillus tanneri, 882 nucleotides long. RefSeq lists its product as uncharacterized. The record is from RefSeq and is a predicted model, not a curated record. Lineage: Eukaryota; Fungi; Ascomycota; Eurotiomycetes; Eurotiales; Aspergillaceae. The coding region runs from base 1 to 882 and encodes 293 amino acids. The transcript has 3 exons.
AUGGAGGGCACAUCGGUCGGUCAUCGGCUUCCUUGCUGCGAAACCAAUGAUUUGGCUCCAGUCUCCCAUAACUUGCACCUGGGUAUUUUGGUUCUGCGAGAUAUACCAGACGAAUGGAGCUGUAAUUUCCUUUUCUCCGAGCACAUCAAUCCGAACGACGGAUGGAUCAGACGCGCUGGACGAGCCGUGUCAGAUGUCAUGUGGAAUACAUUCCGAACGUCGCUGAAUAAACAGCCCUCGGGGAAGCUGGUUGGCCUCUCACGUCUUAUAUCCAGGAACAGCUCCGUGCCUCUUGUUGUGGAAGAGGAUCCUCAACGCUGGGUUCCGUCUUUUAGUGGAGAGAAUCUGCGCUGGGAGGCGCUCGGUAUUCUGUUUACUUACUGGGCGUUCGGGGCAAUAUCCUCGUCUCCGGAGAGCGAGGUCGUCUCGCGAUUCAAUAGCGAACAUUAUCCAGUUAGGGAUCUAAAACAACUCAUGGCGAUUGAAAGAGAGGGCCUCUUGGGGGUAUUUACUCGUAAUUGCCCGCAUGCAUUGUAUACAGAGUUAGCGACCUCGACGGAUUCAAUGUCCCUGGAGGCGAUCUCUACGCCCGUAUCCUUGUGCGAUUGGUUUCUUAUUGAAAGACUUUUGACCCGACGAAAGGUCGUCAAUGAGCAGAAUCUCGUUGGCACCAGUCGGGAAAUGCUGGGUCUGACUCUGACAUUCUGGAAGCACAAAGAUCGCUUUAACGGGCUACACAGUGACUUUGAAUGGCUGGCGAUGCCAUACGCUGUCCCUUCCGUGCAAUCCUUUGUCUCGAGCUCCUUCGUCAAGAAGGCAAUACAGAAACUUAUUCCAUCCGACUCCCGCGAUCCGAAAUCAUCCAGUAUCCUAGUUUGCUGA